This is a messenger RNA of Cercopithifilaria johnstoni, 1178 nucleotides long. The record is from the annotation of a GenBank genome assembly. NCBI's taxonomy places the organism in Eukaryota, Metazoa, Nematoda, Chromadorea, Rhabditida, Onchocercidae.
UAGCUAGUGGCAGUAAAGCAAACGAGAAGCGGUAUAAAUGUGAAGUAUGCGGUAAGCAAUUCGGAUAUUUAGGCACUCUGAAGCGUCAUAAGGUGAUACAUACUGGUGAAAAAAAUUACAUAUGUAAGGUGUGCAACAAGGCGUUCCAAAGGUCCGAAAAUCUGAAGAGCCACCAAUUGAUGCAUGGAAGCGUGCGACCAUUCGAAUGUUACCUGUGCAAUGAAACAUUCAAACGGUCCGACGGACUGAGGAUGCACCAAGUGACGCACGGAAACGAACGACCAUUCGAAUGUUACGUAUGCAAUAAAACAUUCAAACGGCCCGAUGGACUGAGGGUACACCAAGUGACGCACGGAAAGGAACGACCAUUCAAAUGUGAAGUAUGCGAUAAAACAUUCAAUCAGAAUUCAAAUUUGAAGAAGCACCAAGUGACGACACACGGAAGCAAACAACUACUCGAAUUUGACGUGUACAAUAAAACAUUCGAAACGCCUGGCAGUCUGAAGAGACACCAAUCGACGCACGAAAACGAACGACCAUUCAAAUGUGAAAUAUGUGGCAGGAAUUUCACUCAGAAAGGUGAUUUGAAUAGACACAUGAAAGUACAUAAAAGUUCGGAUGAAAAGCUAUAUUCUACAUUCGCUAGACCGUUGGAAAGUCUUAUUGCACACGUGACAUUCGAAUGGUCGUUCGUUUCCAUGCAUCAAUUGCUGGCUCUUCAUAUUGUCGCAUCUUUUCAACGCUUUAUUGAAUACCGUACAUAUACUGAGAAGCAAGAUCAUAUUCAUAUACCGUUAUUUGCGCGACGUACAACGGCAAAACAAGCAUUACGAAAUAGCAUGACAGGUGAAUUUGCCGUCAUCGAACAGAAAGUGGUGGAACAAUUGAAGAAUGGUAAUGAAGUCUUGAAACGAAUGAAUCAGAUGAUUUCAGUUGAUGAUAUCGAGCGAAUUAUGGAUGAGACAAAGGAGGCAGCUGAGUUUCAGGAAGAAAUAUCAAACAUGCUCUGUGGUAAACUUGGUGAAGAUGAUUUGGAAGAAGUAGAAAAGGAAUUUGCACAAUUAAUAGGAGAGAAAGGCGAGCUUAAUUUGCCGGAAGUCCCAUCGGUGCCGUUGCCUAUGAAGACACCUGUGAAAAUAAAAGAGAGACGUGAGAGAGUAGCAUUGGAAGCAUCGUAA